GUGGCAAGCGAUAGCACCGAGCUCCAACUAGAGACCUCGGAGAAGCAUGAGAUUUCCAUUCCAAGCAAGGGUGGCAACAUCAUGGUGACCGCCGACACCAUUUAUGGUGCCAUGCGCGCUCUUGAAACUAUUUCACAGCUCAUCCAGUUUGACUAUGAUACCAACAAUUACUUUAUUGCCAAUGCUCCUUGGGCCAUCACCGACUUUCCGCGCUUUGCUCACCGCGAGAUUCUCGUGGACACGGCUCGUCACUACCAAUCAGUCAUGGCCAUCAAGUCAAUGAUUGACUCAAUGACCUAUGCCAAGGUCAAUGUGGUCCACUGGCACAUUGUGGACACACAGUCAUUCCCCUUUAUGAGCCCCACCUAUCCCGAGCUGGGCUCCAAGGGUGCUUAUAGCAAGACGGAGCGUUUUUCUCCUGCCGAUGUGGCAGAGGUUGUUGAGUACGCGCGCCAACGCGGUGUUCGUGUCAUGGUUGAAAUCGACACACCGGGCCACGCUGCGUCCUGGUGCAACGGACACCCUGAGAUUUGCCCAUCACCGGACUGCCCACAGCCCCUCAAUCCGGCCACCAACAAGACCUUUGAUGUCCUCUCUGGCCUUUUCAAAGACGUGACGGGCGGCGAGCGCGGUGCUGGUCUUUUCCCAGAUAACGUCAUGCAUUUGGGUGGUGAUGAAGUCAACACCGACUGCUGGGCAAGCAAUGCGGACAUCAGCAAGUGGUUGUCUGACCAAGGCUUGACACUGGAUGGUGGCUACGCUUACUUUGUCAAGCGUGCGCAGGCCAUUGCCCAUGGUUACGGCCGUGAUGUGGUUGGUUGGGAGGAGAUCUGGGACCAUUUUGGCACCCAACUCGACAAGUCGACCAUCAUCCACCAAUGGUUAGGAGCACGGCAUGCAUCGCUCAACCUGCUGCGUCCUGCAGGAGCGCUCACUGCCGGUAUUGGGUACCUGGAUGGUCUCGACGUUACAUGGCAGACCAUGUAUGAGCAAGAACCUUGCACCGGUAUGACCGAUGACCAAUGUGCCUUGGUCCUGGGUGGUGGCGGUGAAAUGUGGGGCGAGACGGUGGAUUUCAGUGACUGGCACCAAACCGUGUGGCCGCGCAUGGCCGCUGUGGCUGAGCGCCUGUGGAGCCCCCGCGAGCUCACCAACGCCGAUGAUGCCAGCACCCGUCUCGUGGCUUAUCGCUGCCUCCUCAACCACCGCGCCAUUGCGGCAGCUCCCAGCACCAACUCGGGCGCACGUACAGCUCCCAGCGGUCCUGGCUCCUGCUACGACCAGUAAACCUGCCGUGGGUCACGCUCCCCAGCAGCAAGGGGCGCGGGUGAACGAAUGCCAUGAUGCACACUUGAGUGCGGCCAAUUCUUCCCCGCGACAGUCGGUUAUGCGUCUGCACUGCUCGCUGCCGGUGUGUUUGCUUCGCUACCAAGCGCUCCAGCCGGGUGGCAUCGCCUUUUGUGUUGUCCCUGCUCUCGGCUGGUGUUUUGAUAAAUUGAUGUUGAUGUCA
Monosiga brevicollis MX1 is the source of this 1510-nucleotide messenger RNA. RefSeq lists its product as uncharacterized. NCBI's taxonomy places the organism in Eukaryota, Choanoflagellata, Craspedida, Salpingoecidae. Gene Ontology annotation, cellular component: membrane. The record is from RefSeq and is a predicted model, not a curated record. The transcript is spliced from 10 exons. The coding region runs from base 82 to 1287 and encodes 401 amino acids. Gene Ontology annotation, biological process: glycosaminoglycan metabolic process; carbohydrate metabolic process; ganglioside catabolic process. Gene Ontology annotation, molecular function: beta-N-acetylhexosaminidase activity.